GCAAAUGAGAACAGCUUCUGGUAAAGGCGUCAAGUCCGACGACAGCUACAAAAGGGAUCCCAGAGAACGUAUCAGGUAGGCCCCGUCGGACAUAACGCAACGUAAGCGGGGAAGCGGAUACCUACCUAGGUAGUUAACGCCAUGGUGGUAAUACACCUUGCCUACACGACGAUUGUCAAUCCUCCUGGUGCCCAAGCGAUCCUUAGCCAUGCUCAGGUCUGGGCUGGACUUGAGCGGAAAGCACGCGUACCACAGGACUUUGUGCCUGUCGUCGAGACCUGUGAGAUCCACUCGGAGACGGACAAUGUGAUCACUGCCACCGUCAUCUUCAAGGCCGAUAGUGCCGUGGCCCACGCCCGUACGAUCCGUGAGGUGUGCACUUUGAGCCCGCCGUGCCGGUUGGACUACGCCAUGGAAGACGGUAGCACGGCGACAAACAUCAUCAGCAUGGGCAAAGGCACAACCGGCGACAAUGAGCUGUUUCUGACCUUUAUAUUCGCGUGGGAGCAUCCCCAACUCGUCCAAGGUAGUGACGAAGCCAAGGAGGCCGAGGAUCAACAUAAAACGGUAGGUGGCCAGACUGACGCAUACCGCAAGUAAGGAAUUCGAUUCUAACCUAAUCAACUCCAGAUAACUGCUGCCGCGGUAUACUCGACUCUUCAAACCAUCAGAAACUUGGUGGAGAAAGGCCAACUCUGA
This is a messenger RNA of Hyaloscypha bicolor E, 699 nucleotides long. RefSeq names its product DUF1857-domain-containing protein. The record is from RefSeq and is a predicted model, not a curated record. NCBI's taxonomy places the organism in Eukaryota, Fungi, Ascomycota, Leotiomycetes, Helotiales, Hyaloscyphaceae. The coding region runs from base 142 to 600 and encodes 152 amino acids. The transcript has 2 exons.